Dentiscutata erythropus is the source of this 496-nucleotide messenger RNA. NCBI's taxonomy places the organism in Eukaryota, Fungi, Glomeromycota, Glomeromycetes, Diversisporales, Gigasporaceae. The record is from the annotation of a GenBank genome assembly.
AUGCUGAACAAAAAUAAAGCUGCCAAACAAGUAAGCAGUAAAAAUAAAGCUGCUGAACAAAUAAAUAGUAGAAAUAAAGCUGUUAAACAAGUGGGUAAUAGAAAUAAUACCACUGAACAAGUGGAUAAUAGAGAUAAUACUGAUAAUGAAGACAAAGCUAUUAAACAAGUGGGUAAUAGAAAUAAAACUGCUAAGCGAGUAAGUGAUAGAAAUAAAGCUGCAAAACGAGUAAGUGGUAGAAAUAAAGCUUUUGAACAAGUAGAUAAUAGAAAUACUGAUGAUAAACAAGUGAAUAAUAGAAAUAUUGAUAAACAAGUGAAUGAUAAAAGUGCCAAACGAAUAGACAAUAGAAAUAAUACAAUAGAUGAUAAACAAAUAAGUAAUAAUAUCAAUACUGGUAAGCAAUUAGAUGAUAAUAUUGAAAAUAUGUUAGUAAUUGAACAAUUAAAUGAUAUUGUUAAACAAUUAGAUGAAUCUGAAUUAUUAGAUAAUGCAA